Akanthomyces muscarius is the source of this 267-nucleotide messenger RNA. RefSeq lists its product as uncharacterized. The record is from RefSeq and is a predicted model, not a curated record. The coding region runs from base 1 to 267 and encodes 88 amino acids. Lineage: Eukaryota; Fungi; Ascomycota; Sordariomycetes; Hypocreales; Cordycipitaceae. The transcript is spliced from 2 exons.
AUGGCUUCUAGUGCCAACGCUUCCGUCGUUGCCCAAUGCGGCUGUUCUCCCGAAUGUUCGCAGCCGUGCUCCAGCGUCGAGACGCAAAACAGACUCCGCGCCGAACGACUUGAUCUCAUGCUGGCUGCCGCCGAUACUAGCAUUGUCGCCCUUCAGGCCAAGCAAUCCCAUAUUCCGACGUGCAAUCUACCCGAACAAAAGUCUGAUGGGGCUGGAAAAGACUCUACAAAGAAGGCGAACGGCUCCGCCGCGAACGGCAACAACUAG